Molecule: messenger RNA, 180 nt
Organism: Symbiodinium sp. CCMP2456
Lineage: Eukaryota; Dinophyceae; Suessiales; Symbiodiniaceae
Source: the annotation of a GenBank genome assembly
GCAUCCACUUCGACAACUUCGGCUACCAGGGAAGCUCUGGUCUGGGGGUGCUCAGCUUCACCUGGACGUUGGGUCAGCGACCGCUGCCGACCGCAAGCGACGGCAGCGAGAUCAAAAAGUCCCCCAUCAUGGCGGGAGGCCUCUUCGCGGCGGAGAAAGCCUUCUUCAUGAAGCUCGGAG